AUGUCGCAGAAUAAAGCAGGCCGACGGAGACGCUCCAGCAGUCUCAUCUAUCAGGAACCUCCGGAAUCCAUCGAGCAUACCAGCGAUCAGGCAGCCCUGCCCAAUCUGAAUGCGAACUGGGUCAAUGCCAAGGGUGCCUGGACCAUCCACUUCGUCCUCAUCCUCGCCUUGAAGAUUUUCUACGACAUCAUUCCCGGCGUCUCCCAGGAAACCUCCUGGACCCUGACCAACAUCAGCUACAUGUUCGGUUCCUUCCUCAUGUUCCACUGGGUGCGGGGCAUCCCCUUCGAGUUCAACGCUGGUGCCUACGACAACCUCAACAUGUGGGAGCAGAUCGACAACGGCGACCAAUAUACCCCCGCCAAGAAAUUCCUGCUCUGCGUCCCCAUCUGCCUCUUCCUCCUCAGCACCCAUUAUACCCACUACGAUCUAACCUAUUUUACCAUCAACUUCCUCGCCACCUUGGCGGUGGUGAUUCCGAAACUGCCUUUCUCCCACCGGUUGCGGAUAGGUCUCUUUUCGGAGCCCGAGGAAUAG
This is a messenger RNA of Aspergillus campestris IBT 28561, 537 nucleotides long. Its product is annotated as ORMDL family protein. The record is from RefSeq and is a predicted model, not a curated record. Gene Ontology annotation, biological process: intracellular sphingolipid homeostasis; ceramide metabolic process; negative regulation of ceramide biosynthetic process. The coding region runs from base 1 to 537 and encodes 178 amino acids. The transcript is spliced from 3 exons. Gene Ontology annotation, cellular component: endoplasmic reticulum membrane. NCBI's taxonomy places the organism in Eukaryota, Fungi, Ascomycota, Eurotiomycetes, Eurotiales, Aspergillaceae.